Rotaria sp. Silwood2 is the source of this 1062-nucleotide messenger RNA. The record is from the annotation of a GenBank genome assembly. Lineage: Eukaryota; Metazoa; Rotifera; Eurotatoria; Philodinida; Philodinidae.
AUGAGUUCAAACGAAAUUCUUAUUCAACGCAUUGCAAGAGAAAUGUCUUUAUAUACACCAAUAACUUUACUUAUUUUUGGUUCAUGUGGAUCUUUAUGUAAUUUUAUAACAUUUACAUCAAAACAAUUAAGAACAAGUUCAUGUGCAUUUUAUUUUUUAUGCACAGCUAUUACUGAAUUAAUAGCAUUUUAUUUUGGUCUAUUAUCACGUUUAGCUGGUGAUCGUUUAGGAAGUACACUUUUUACUACCAAUGUAGCAUAUUGUAAAAUUCGAUCAUAUUUAGUUGUUGCAUUACCUUCUUUAGUUACUUAUAUGAUAUUAUUAACAACAAUUGAUCGUUUUAUGUCAACAACAGCUCAAGUUCGUUAUCGAUCAUUUAGUCAAUUAAAAGUUGCUCAUCGUCUGGCACCACUAGUGAUUAUCAUUUCAAUGAUAUUAUCAAGUCAUAUGUUAGUUUUCUACAAUUUUUUUCCAGCAUGUAUAGCACAACCAGGAGUCUACUCAAUUGUUUAUAGUGUUUAUUUAAUUAUUUGGACCGGUUUCUUACCAAAUGGACUUAUAUUAUUGUUCAGUUUUUUAACAUUUCGAAAUGUAAUAAAAACAAAACAACGUGUAGGUGCAGCAGUAACAAAGAUGUCAACUGAACAACGACGUACACAAAAAACAGAGUCACAACUUAUUGUUAUGAUGCUUUCACAAGCAACAUUAUCAAGUUGUCUUGAUUUAAUACGUAUUGCAUUAUAUGCAUAUUUUGUUUUAUCAACAGGUUUACCCAAAUCAAGUUAUCAACGAUCAGUAGAUGGAUUAUUAUUACAAAUAAGUAUUAUUUUAUUAUAUGGUAACUGUUCAAAAUCAUUUUAUGUUUAUACAUUGACAAGUGGAUUUUUUCGCAAAAUAUUUUAUCAUUCAAUUUAUCAUUAUUAUAGAAAAAUACUUUAUAUUUUACAUAUAAGUCAAGAGUAUGACUGGAAUUCAACUCGUUUCGAUCCAUCAACUUUAAAUGGAUCAACACGUAAUCGUGAACUUCAAACAAUUCCUGAUCGUCUAACAACAAAAUAUUAA